This is a messenger RNA of Xenopus tropicalis (tropical clawed frog), 2477 nucleotides long. It is a transcript of the gene pcdha6, whose product is annotated as protocadherin alpha 6. Lineage: Eukaryota; Metazoa; Chordata; Amphibia; Anura; Pipidae. Gene Ontology annotation, cellular component: membrane; plasma membrane. The coding region runs from base 93 to 2477 and encodes 794 amino acids. The record is from RefSeq and is a predicted model, not a curated record. Gene Ontology annotation, molecular function: calcium ion binding. The transcript has 2 exons. Gene Ontology annotation, biological process: homophilic cell-cell adhesion; cell adhesion.
CGUUUCAAAAUUUAAGGCAGCAAUCAUUUCUUGAACACAUUAUCUGCAUUUGGAAUGUUCUUGCCCCUCUGCAUCUGAUUCUUUAUACAGCCAUGGAGAUAUCUUUUCCUAAUUGCAUUCAUGUUGUGCUGAUGAGGAUAAUACCUAUAUUUCUACUGCAACUGGCUUGGAAUUUGGUUUUUAGUCAGCUUACAUAUAUCAUUCCUGAGGAAUCCAAACAUGGAACCUUUGUUGGAAGGCUUGCCCAGGAUCUUGGCUUGCCAAUUGGUGAGAUUAAUUCCAGAAUGCUCCGAAUUGUCUCCAGAGAUGAGAAGGAACAUUUCCAGGUAAAUCUGCAAAAUGGAAUCUUGUUUGUAAAUAAAAUGAUAGACAGGGAAGAAAUGUGUCCAAAAAUCGCUGUUUGUGUAAUACAUCUUGAAAUAAUAGUUGAUAAGCCUGUACAAAUUUAUCAUGUUGAUGUAGAAAUUGAUGAUAUCAAUGACAAUCACCCUGUAUUUUCUGCAAAAGAAUUCAAUAUUGUCAUAGCUGAAUCAAGAGUGCCUGGUUAUAGAUUACCACUGGAGGGCGCAAUAGAUGCUGAUGUUGGUACAAAUUCUGUGAUGGGUUAUGAGCUCAGUUCAAAUGGAUAUUUUGGCAUUGAAAUACAAAAGGAUAAACACCAGAGUGAAUUAAUUGAACUUGUGUUAAAGAAGUCUCUAGACAGGGAAAAAGAACCUUGUUAUAAUUUGACUCUUACUGCAUUUGAUGGGGGUAAACCAAGACUGAGCGCCACAACCCAAUUGCUAAUUAAAGUGCAAGAUGUUAAUGAUAAUGCUCCAAUCUUUGAUCAGCUGACGUAUGAGGUGAGCUUGUUGGAAAAUGCACCAAAGGGAACUAUGAUCGUUCAGCUGAUGGCAACAGAUUUGGAUCAAGAAGAAAAUGGAGAGGUGAUCUAUGAGUUUAGCAGUCAGGUCUCACCACUGGAGAGGUCAACCUUUAAUAUAGACCGCAAAACUGGUGAAAUCACAUUAAUUGGCGAUGUUGAUUUUGAAAUAAAUAAUCAAUACGAAAUACGAGUUGAGGCUACUGAUCUGGGCCCAUAUCCUCUAUCUGGACACUGCAAAAUUUUGGUCAUUAUCAUAGAUGUCAAUGACAACCCACCAGAAAUGACAGUGACAUCCCUCUCAGUGCCCGUUCCUGAAGAUUCACCAGUGGGGACCACAGUAGCGAUCAUCAGAAUACAAGAUAAGGAUUCAGGCGCCAAUGGGAAAGUGACCUGCUACAUAAACGGAGAGGUACCUUUCAAGUUAAACCCAACUCUAAGGGAAUAUUAUGCCUUGACAGUAGAUGGACCUUUAGAUCGUGAAUUUGUCCCUCUUUAUGGUGCUGAAAUUAUUGCAAAGGAUAGCGGUUCCCCAGCACUUUCUGUUAGUCAAAUGAUUAAAAUAGAAGUAAGUGACGUUAAUGACAAUCCACCUUCUUUUGGACAACUUUCAGUUACUAUUUUUGUUUCAGAAAACAAUCCACCGGGCUCUCACAUUUAUACAGUAUCAGCCACUGAUUCAGAUAUCAGUCACAAUUCCUUUGUUACCUAUUCACUGAUGGAAAGUGUCAUUGAAGGCAUCCCCGUUUCUUCCUAUCUUUCAGUCCAUCCUGAGAGUGGUAAGAUCUUUGCUUUGCUCUCCUUUGAUCAUGAGCUGAUUCAUUUCUUUCAGUGCAACGUAAAAGCAUCUGAUGCAGGAUUACCGCCACUUAGCGGAAAUUUAACAGUAAAUGUUUUCAUAGUUGAUGUAAAUGACAACGCGCCAACACUUUUCCCACCAUUUUCUAAUUUUGAAUCUAUAGUUACAGAAAUGGUACCCAGAUCAGCCAAAACAGGACACCCAGUCACCAAAAUCAGGGCAAUUGAUGCUGAUUCUGGAUACAAUGCAUUCCUUGCCUAUAGUUUGAAAGACCCAUUAGAAAAAACUCUAUUUAGCAUUGGACAACAUACUGGAGAAAUAACAAUUUCUCGUCCAAUCUUUGAGUCUGAUCGUAAUGAAUACAAACUUUAUAUUUUGGUAAAGGACCAUGGAGAUCCAGUGAUGUCUACUACGGUGACUGUCAUUAUUGUGUUAGUGGAAACCAUACAAGAUAUUACACUUGAGCAAAACCAAAAAGGAACUGAUUACAAGGAAGGAUCCAAUGCAAAUAUCUAUCUAAUCAUGGCAAUCUGCGUGAUGUCAGUUAUUUUUCUUUUAACCCUUAUUGUGUACACAGCGAUACGAUGGCACCAAUAUUCUAUGGAAUUAAGGGAAUUAAAACAAAGCAACCUUGGGUCCAGUAUAGCUGGAAGUUGGACCUAUUCAAUGCAACGCCAUUAUAGAUUAUGGCUAAAUGGAAUUUCAGCCAAAAAUGAUUUAAUUGUGUUCAGCCCAAAUGUCUCCCAGCCACCAGCAAAUGAUAAUCUUCCUAAUCACGGAUAUGGAACAAAUUCAUCAAUACAGUUGGAAUGGUAA